GACGAUAAAGCCAAGCGUCUCAUUUCUCCUUCCUCCUUUCGGCUGUCCCGAACCUUUUUUAUUGCUCUGUCAAUCUGCAAUCUUAAACACUGAUCAGAAUAUUUUACUUAACAUUUUUCUUUUCAACUUUCUGUCUGGUCAGUUCCAGAUUGCGUUCUUUAAGUCUAAGUGAUGAGAGAUAAUGGCUUUUUACAGCAAAGACGUUGAUUCAGCAUUCCAUGGCGCAGGGGCAAAACCUGGAUUAGAAAUCUGGUGCAUUGAGGAUUUGCGGUUGGUUCCAGUUCCAAAAUACUCUCAUGGAAAAUUCUACUCUGGAAGUGCAUAUGUCGUUUUAAGUACAAGCGUGCUAAAAAAUGGGCCUCCGCAGCACGACAUACAUUAUUGGAUGGGAAAUGAUGCAAACGAGGUAGACUCAGCCUUGGCAUCGGACAGAGCGCUGGAACUAGAUGCAGCGCUAGGGUCUUGCACUGUGCAGUAUCGAGAAGUUCAAGGCCAAGAGACAGAGAAAUUCUUGUCAUAUUUUAAACCUUGUGUCAUUCCUGUUGAAGGAGUAUAUUCUUCACAGCCAGGGAACUCAAAUGGUGAAACAAACCAAGUCACCUUGUUAACAUGCAAGGGAGAUCAUGUAGUUCAUGUCAAAGAAGUGCCUUUUUCUCGAUCAUCCUUGAAUCACAAUGAUGUAUUCAUUCUUGAAACUGCAUCAAAAAUUUUCCUCUUUAGCGGGUGCAACUCUAGUAUCCAAGAAAGGGCUAAAGCUUUGGAGGUUGUUCAGUAUAUCAAAGAGAAUAGACACGCUGGAAACUGUGAAGUGGCAAUUAUAGAGGAUGGAAAAUUGGUUGGUGAUUCUGACGUUGGUGAAUUUUGGAGUUUAUUUGGUGGUUAUGCACCAAUUCCCCGGGACUCAGCUUUGGCUGGUCAGCAACAAGUUGACAGUCCUGUAAUAUUGUUUUGGAUAAAUCUUCAGGGAAAACUAUCUCAAAUUGGAAGUGAUUCAUUGGAUAAAGAUAUGCUUGAGAAAAACAAGUGCUAUAUGCUAGACUGUGGUGCUGAAGUUUUUGUUUGGAUGGGAAGAAAUACUUCAAUAACUGAACGAAAGACAUCUAUUUCAGCUGCAGAGGAUUUCCUCAGAAAGCAUGACAUGUCAAGUAGGACUCACUUAACAUUUUUAACUGAGGGUCUAGAAACUUCAAUGUUUAAAUCCUACUUCAAUAGUUGGCCUCAAACUGCACAGACCAAGCUGUACGAUGAAGGGCGAGAAAAAGUGGCAGCAAUAUUCAAGCAACAGGGUUAUGAAGUGAAGGAGCUUCCUGAAGAAGACUUGCAGUCUUAUAUAAAUUGCAGAGGCACACUGAAAGUUUGGCAGGUAAAUGGUCAUGAACUGUCCCUUAUUCCAGUUUCAGAACAGACAAAGCUCUACAGUGGGGAUUGCUAUAUUGUGCAGUAUACAUAUCCUGGAAUUGAAAGGGAUGAGAGUUUAUUUUAUGCAUGGCUUGGUCACAGAAGUGUACUGGAAGAUAGAGCUGAUGCCAUAUUCCAUAUGAGUGCAAUUGUUGAUUCAACCAGAGGGGAUCCAGUAAUGGCUCAGGUUACUGAAAAUAGAGAGCCAGUUCAGUUUUUCCUUAUUUUCCAGACAUUAAUUGUUUAUAAGGGAGGUAUCAGUGCAGGGUACAAGAAGUUUAUUGCUGAAAGUGGUAUUGAUGAUGAUACUUACGAUGAAAAAAAAACAGCUCUUUUUCGAGUUCAAGGGACGAGUCCAGAAAACAUGCAAGCUAUCCAGGUUGAUCAUGUUUCAAGCUCCCUGAAUUCAUCCUACUGCUACAUCCUGCAAAAUGGAACAUCUGUCUUUACUUGGAUUGGGAAUCUCACCUUGAGCAGAGACCAUGAUCUUCUUGAUAGAAUGCUUGAACUGAUUAAUCCGACAUGGCAACCCAUAUCGGUGAGGGAAGGAAGCGAACCAGAUAGUUUCUGGAGUUCACUUGGUGGAAAGACAGAGUAUCCAAGAGAAAAAGAGAUGAAAAAAUUCAUAGAAGAUCAACAUUUAUUUAAAUUUACCUCUACUGAAGGUGAUUUCAAGGUUAAAGAGAUAUAUAGCUUCACUCAAGAUGAUUUAACUACUGAAGAUGUACUAGUGCUAGACUGCCAUAAAGAAAUAUAUGUUUGGGUUGGACGCCACUCAACUAUUAAAUCAAAACAAGUAGCCCUUAAUCUUGGUCUGAAAUUCCUUGAAACAGACAUUCUGGAAGAAGAACUUUCUUUGGAGACUCCUGUAUAUGUUAUUACUGAAGGCCAUGAGCCACCAUUUUUCACAUGCUUCUUUGAAUGGGAUCCCUCAAAGGCAAAUAUGCAUGGCAAUUCGUUUGAGCGGAAGCUUGCUACCUUGAAGGGGAAAACAUCAAGUGGAACUGCACCAGCAAGAAAUGUAAGGAAAGCUUACUCCAGGGAAGCCACCCCAGAUGGCCAAAGAAGCAGAUCUGGCAGUUCAAAUGGAUGGGAAAGAAGUGUAUCUCCUGCAUCUAGCAGAUCAGGUUCACAUUUGAAGUUUUCUGACAACCACAAUGUAUCCAGCCCAACACCAGUUGUCAGGAAGCUCUUUACGGGGUCCUCUCCUUAUCAAGAUUCUCCAGUAGUGAAACCAAGCUCCCCUUCAACAAAGGAAAACUCAGUCCAGAUUGAUGCAAGUGAGACCAGUGCAAAUUCAUUAAUAUAUCCUUAUCAAAGAUUGACAGUGGUGUCAACUGACCCAGUUUCAGGCAUAGAUGUGACCAAAAGAGAGGCAUACUUGUCAGAGGAAGAGUUUGCAGAAAAAUUUGGCAUGCCGAAGGGAGCCUUCUACAAGCUUCCUAGAUGGAGACAAAACAAGCUCAAGAUGGCAGUCGAUCUUUUUUAAUCCUCACUAGCUAGACGUUACAUCUAGUUGCCCAUGUCUUGAUCGAUGACAGCUUCCUGCAGUCAACCACUCCCUUUUCUCAUUGGACAGGACGAUGAGCCCUUCACCAGCCAGUUAUGUUCCAGAAAAUGCAUCUAGUAUCUUUAGUCUAUUCCCUGAGCUUAGUCUAUAGUCUUUGGUCUUUGCCUCUCCAGAGAAAUCAUGGAUCAUUACGUGAAUCCUUGGUUUUCUAUGUGGUUUUUUGCAGCAUAGUAGAUCCCAACGGCUCUUCUUUCUUGCGGUUUCGAUUUUUAAUUAUUAAAUUGUUCAAAAAGAAACCAGCUCUUUUUGGACAAGGAUAAUCAUCCUAUUUUUGAUCUUAAGUUUUGUUUGAAUAAAAGACGUGUAUCUAUA
Theobroma umbraticum is the source of this 3280-nucleotide messenger RNA. It is a transcript of the gene VLN1, whose product is annotated as villin-like 1. Lineage: Eukaryota; Viridiplantae; Streptophyta; Magnoliopsida; Malvales; Malvaceae. The record is from RefSeq and is a predicted model, not a curated record. Gene Ontology annotation, biological process: cytoskeleton organization. Gene Ontology annotation, molecular function: actin filament binding.